Messenger RNA from Sphenostylis stenocarpa, 600 nucleotides. NCBI's taxonomy places the organism in Eukaryota, Viridiplantae, Streptophyta, Magnoliopsida, Fabales, Fabaceae. The record is from the annotation of a GenBank genome assembly.
AUGAAUGUCAGUGAGAUGUUGGACCUUUCAACUUCUUCUUAUACUGUAUUCUACGAUGAAUUAUCGAUUGAAACGACAGUUACUAACGAAAGCAACACAGUAGAACAGUGGAUUUCAUCAACAAAUGUUAAAAAACAAAGAGUUGUUGGUUUAGACACAGAAUGGAUGCGAGUGGAGAAGGGUAAGAUGAAAGUUGCAAUUUUGCAACUUUGUAUUGAAAAUAAGUGUCUGAUCAUUCAAUUGUUCUGCAUGAAUAAGAUUCCUCAGUCUCUAAGGAAUUUUUUAAUGGAUUCUACACUUGAAUUUGCUGGAGUUGGAGUGAUGAACGACAUGAACAUGCUUGAGAAGAAUUAUGGAUUGAAGUGCAAUAAAGGCAUAGAUGUGGCUGUAUUAGCAAAGAAAAGAUGGCCUAACAGGAUUUCUUCUGCAUCGUUGAAAUAUUUGGCAAAGGAGUUGCUGGGUCUUGAAAUGGAGAAGUCAAAGGCUGUGUGUACAAGUGAUUGGAAAUCAAAGAAGCUUACUGAAACACAAGUAGAGUAUGCAUGCAUUGAUGCAUAUGUUUCUUAUAAGAUUGGUAAAAUGAUAAUCUCAGAUGAAUGA